Messenger RNA from Hemibagrus wyckioides, 1338 nucleotides. It is a transcript of the gene sft2d2a, whose product is annotated as SFT2 domain containing 2a. The transcript is spliced from 8 exons. The record is from RefSeq and is a predicted model, not a curated record. NCBI's taxonomy places the organism in Eukaryota, Metazoa, Chordata, Actinopteri, Siluriformes, Bagridae. The coding region runs from base 228 to 743 and encodes 171 amino acids. Gene Ontology annotation, cellular component: membrane. Gene Ontology annotation, biological process: vesicle-mediated transport.
CAUGGAGAAUUACCCGCUAAUUACCGCUGUGUGGCGCCACGUGUGUGUGUGUGUGUGUGUGUGUGUGUGUCGAUUUGACGUCUUUUUUCAGGUGUAGUACAUGUCACUGCUAUCACCAUCACCAUCCUCCACCUGACUCUCAGACACGUCCCACUUUUUUCCCGAGAAAGCUUUUCCCGUGAUCAGAGAGAAGUCCUGCGCGUGCUGCGGGUUUAACCUGGAGCUUUAUGGAUAAAUUAAGGGCGGUGUUGAGCGGAAGAGACGGAAACACCACCAGCACACCGAAUAUCAUCGAGACAGUGAAUGAAGCGUCCACGUUGUCAUGGCGCUCGCGGGUUCGAGGAUUCGCCGUGUGCAUGGGUAUCGGGGUCCUCUGCUCCGUUCUGGGUGUGUGCUGUCUGUUCAUCCCCAGGAUAGGCCUGAUCCUCUUCAUCGUCUUUUACACCUUCGGGAACAUCUGCUCCUUGGCCAGCACUUUGUUUCUGAUGGGGCCGAAGAAGCAGCUGAAGAGGAUGUUCGACAAAACCAGAGUGGUCGCGACGGUGGUCAUGCUCGUGUGCCUGGUGUUGACACUGUGCGCAGCAUUUUGGUGGAAGAUCUUCGCUCUGACGUUGCUGUUUGUUAUUUUGCAAGUCAUCGCCUUCACUUGGUAUGGACUCUCGUACAUCCCAUUUGCGAGAGAUGCCAUACUGAAGUUCUUUUCCAUGAUGUUCAAAAUGUGUAUAAGAUGUCAGAAAAACUGACUGUCCCUGAGGAUUCUUCUUCACAAGAUCGAAGCAGGACUCACGUGUUCACGAGCUUAUUGACGGCUAAAAAUAUCACGUCGUACCUUGUGCUAAAUACGGAGAACACGUGAUCAACCGGUUUUAUUUCUGCCUUUUUUUAAAAAAAAAAAAGGUGAAAGAAUUCCAAGCUAAGAAAAUAGGAUUGUGUUGGUGUCUGGGAUCCUUCUUCUGUUCUGUUUAGUAGAGAUCUAGUAGAUCUUUAAAUCCAGUGAACGGAGCGUUGUUUUCUGUAUUAACUUUUGGGGGAGUUUGUUUUGUCAUUCUUUUCAUCUGAAACUAUUACAAGUGCAUUACCUAAUGCAAAUAAUGUUUAUUUAGUACAAUUUUGCUGUGCAAUAUUGUAAACAAACAAAAUAAAAUAAAUAUUUUUUGUCAUAUUUAUGCCAUGUUACACUUUUCGCUAGCAGAGUGGGCGGGACUUAUAUCUUGUCAACAGUAUUGAAAAUUAUUAAAACGUGCUCGACUUAAAUAAAAAAUUGCAUAUGACGUGUGUAAUAAUGAAAAUAUAUAUGUGUGUAAAUAAAAAUAACUUUAUUAAACAUUAUUAUUAUUA